Glycine soja is the source of this 5949-nucleotide messenger RNA. RefSeq names its product formin-like protein 20. The record is from RefSeq and is a predicted model, not a curated record. The transcript is spliced from 18 exons. The coding region runs from base 441 to 5138 and encodes 1565 amino acids. Lineage: Eukaryota; Viridiplantae; Streptophyta; Magnoliopsida; Fabales; Fabaceae.
CCCAAAAAUAUGUUGUCUGUAUGCAGUUGCAGAGAGACGCAACACAUCAACACAGGCAUAGAAGCAGAGAGCAGAGAGAGAGAGAGAGACGGGUCUAACUUCCAACGAGUAUUCAUAUUCUUCUUUUCAGUCCACUACGCUUCCUUCUUCCCUUUCCUCUUCUCCGUUACCCAUUCACAUUGUAAUCACAUUUUCUCCCAAACUCACCUCCCCCCCCCCCCCCAAAAAAAAGAGCUUUUCAUUGGAUCACGUCACCCACCUUUGCUUUUGCUCUCUCCUGCCUUUGAAUUGAGCAUUUACGGGUUCCAUAGGGCUCUGAUCGAAUUGGGUAUUUGCAAGAUCUGCGGCUUCGUUUGUUGGUGGCAAAAAGUUUUGAUCUUGGUGGUGGACCAACCCAAUUUCCGGUUUGGAUCCGGUCGGGGUAGAAACAGCGCCAUCAGAUGGCGCUGUUCAGAAGGUUCUUCUACCGGAAGCCGCCGGAUCGGCUUCUGGAGAUUUCCGAGAGAGUUUAUGUUUUCGAUUGCUGCUUCUCCAAGGAUGUCUUGGAAGAAGAUGAAUACAGAGUGUAUAUGGGGGGGAUUGUGGCUCAGCUACAGGAUCACUUUCCAGAUGCUUCUUUCAUGGUAUUCAACUUCCGAGAAGGGGAGAGACGCAGCCAAAUCUCAGACAUAUUUUCUCAGUAUGACAUGACAGUUAUGGAGUACCCUCGGCAAUAUGAGGGUUGCCCCCUUCUGCCUUUAGAGAUGAUCCAUCACUUCCUUCGAUCAAGUGAAAGCUGGUUGUCUUUGGAGGGGCAGCAGAAUGUGCUUUUGAUGCACUGUGAAAGGGGUGGUUGGCCCGUGCUGGCAUUUAUGCUAGCAGGUCUUCUGUUAUACCGGAAACAGUACAGUGGGGAUCAGAAGACUCUUGAGAUGGUCUACAAGCAAGCUCCAAGAGAACUACUACACUUUUUAUCUCCUUUGGAUCCACAGCCUUCUCAUUUAAGAUAUCUUCAGUAUAUUUCCUGGAGACAUUUGGGUUCUGAGUGGCCACCAUCGGAAACACCCUUAUAUUUGGAUUGUCUGAUUCUUAGAGUCCUUCCAUUAUUUGAUGAUGGAAAAGGUUGCAGGCCUGUUGUACGUGUUUAUGGUCAGGACCCUUCAAUUCCUGCCAAUAGAAGUUCAAAGCUACUUUUUUCAUCUUCAAUAUCCAUAAAGCAUGUUCACCACUACCUACAGGCAGAGUGUAUGCUCGUGAAAAUUGACAUCCGUUGUCGUGUUCAAGGGGAUGUGGUUCUUGAGUGCAUACAUUUAAAUGAAGAUUUUGUUCAUGAGGAGAUGAUGUUUAGAGUUAUGUUUCAUACUGCAUUUGUGCGGUCAAAUAUUUUGAUGCUGAACCGUGAUGAAAUUGAUAUUUUGUGGGAGGCAAAGGACCUAUUUCCCAAGGACUUCAAAGCAGAGGUGCUUUUUUUGGACGCUGAUGCUGUUAUACCUGAUCUAACCACAGUCACGGUGAGUGAAGAUGCAAAUGAGACUGAGAGUGCCGAGACAGAAAGUGCUUCACCUGAGGAAUUCUAUGAAGUAGAAGAGAUUUUCAGCAAUGUAAUUGAUGCACAGGAAGGUAAGACAGAAUUUGAUUCACAAGUUUUUCAUGAAAAUGCAGUGGAUGUUGAAACUCAUAAAGAGGUCUGGAGGCAAGAGUCGGAUCCUCAUACUUUUGAGGAUUGUACACCCGAUGACAGGAUUCCUAAGCAGGUUGACAAGAUGGAUUCUGGUAUUAAUGCAGUGAAAGAUAUCUCCAUUGAUGAUGUGCACUAUAAAUUUGAUGGGAGCAUGGAUUCAGAUCCUCAUGCAGUGAAGGACAUUGCUGUGGAUGAUGGAGAAAUUAAGUCAACUUCCACUACAUUUAUUUCUGAUACGAUGAAACCUCCUCUGGAAACAAAGGAAGUCAACAUGGAUGUGCACCAAGAAUUAGCAGUUAUGCAAAAUGAAUAUGAUGAAGAUAAGGAGGCAACAGAAAAGGAAUUAGACUCCAAGGCAGGCCACCAGAUGCCUGAUUUGUCUGAACAAAAAUCUGGUAAACUACUUUCAUCUACUGCCAAGAAACAACCUCCAUCUAACUCGAAGCCAGUUGGAGAUUCAAUUGCAGCAAAGCCAAAGAUUAAACAGCAAGAUACCCAUGGUUUUCAGGCAAAACAAGCUAAGCCAAAUGUAGUAACUAGGUGGAUUCCUUCUAACAAGGGUUCUUAUACAAAUUCAAUGCAUGUCUAUUAUCCACCAUCAAGGAAUAAUAGUGCACCAGCUGCGCUGACAAAUUUCUCCUCCUCAAAGGAGAAAAUGGAAGAUGCCAAAACAAGAUCUUUAUCUGCUCCUGUUGUCUCUGCAGUCGUUUCUCUUGACAAGACAAAUGACCUGAAAAGUCGGAAGGUUGCCACUUCAAAAUCUUCUGCCUAUAUAGCAGCAGAAAUGGAUGAAAAAUGUCCACCAUUAUCAUUGCUGCCAAUUAAAGAGACAUCUUUUCAGUCAGAUACUCAAGCCCAAGAACAGAGCUCAGAGCAAGGGCUACAGCCUCCCCCACCACCUCCCCUUCCAUCUCAAAGUAGAAUCCCUUCACAUGUUUUUGAAUCCUUAUCAUUAAAGGAUGAUGUAUCAGCUCAAGAUUCUCCAUCUCAACUGUUAUCACCAUCUUCUUUGGGUGGAAAGGGGUCCACCAUGGUGCCACCACCACCUUCAAGUUUAACGUCAUUUACGAGACAACCUGCAACUUUUCAUCCUUCCCCUCCACCCCCACCCCAACCCCCACCCCCGCCCCCACCUCCACCCCCAUUUUUUGGGCUAAAUAAAGGGAGCUUAGUUCCUUCCCCAUCCCCUCCUGAUCAUAGUCCUUUUGUAGUGGGUACUGCAGUGGCACUUUCACAGCCUCCUCCACCACCACCUCCAAUGCCGCCUCCAAGGUAUGAAGUUUCAUCCAUUCCUCCUCUAACACCAUUAGCAUCACCUCUUCCAAAGCAUGGAAUUCCAUCAAUUCCUCCUCCUCCUCCUCCUCCUCCUCCUCCUCCUCCUCCUCUGCCUACCAUGUUUCCUACAGCUUCAAUACAUAGAGCUCCACCCCCUCCUCCCCCACUACCUCCAUUUGCAUCACAUAAAGCUUCACCUCCACCUCCCCCUCCGCCUCCCCCUCUACCACCCUUAGCUAAUUCACAUAUAUAUUCAGCUCCACCACCUGUACCUCCACCGCCACCUCCCCCUCCUUUUGGUAAAGCUUCACUACUUCCAUCUCCACCCACACCUCCACCCCCACCACCUCUUCCUUCGUCAAGUGGAGCCCCACCCCCACCUCCACCUCCUCCAUUGUCUAGAGUCCCCCUCCCCCCACCGCCACCUCUUCGUCCAUCUAGUGGAGCCCCACCCCCACCACCCCUUCCUCCUUCGAGUGGAGCCCCACCUCCACCUCCUCCAAUGUAUGGAACCCUACUUGCCCCACCUCCUCCAAUUCGUGGAGCACCACCACCACCACCGCCUCCUCCAAUGCAUGGAGCACCACCUCCAAUGUAUGGAGCACCACCUCCACCACCACCUCCUAGUGGGCGAGGACCGCCUCCUCCACCACCACCUCCUGGUGGGCGAGGACCACCUCCUCCACCACCACCUCCUGGUGGGCGAGGACCACCUCCUCCGCCUCCUCCAAUGUAUGGAGCACCACCUCCACCGCCACCUCCUGGUGGUCGAGGACCACCUCCUCCACCUACUCCCGGUGGUCGAGGUCCUCCUCCUCCACCUCCCCCUGGUGUUCCUGGGGCUCCUAGACCUCCUGGGGGUGGACCUCCACCACCUCCGCCCUUAGGUGCAAAAGGUGCAAAUGUUGGAGCUGAUCCAAGAGGGAGGGGACGUGGGUAUGCACGCCCUGCAGGAGCUGGUGCAAUGGCACCCAAACGGUCCUCCUUAAAGCCUUUGCAUUGGAGCAAGGUUACAAGGGCACUACAAGGAAGUUUAUGGGAAGAAUUACAAAGACAUGGAGAACCGCAAAUUGCACCAGAGUUUGAUGUUUCAGAGCUAGAGAAGCUUUUCUCUGCAAAUGUUCCAAAACCUACUGAUUCUGGCAAAUCUGGAGGGCGGCGCAAGUCUGUUGGAGCUAAAACUGAUAAAAUCACCUUGGUUGAUCUAAGGAGGGCUAAUAAUACUGAAAUUAUGCUCACCAAGGUUAAGAUGCCACUUCCUGAUAUGAUGGCUGCAGUACUAGCUUUGGAUGAGUCGGUAUUGGAUGUUGAUCAAGUGGAAAAUCUCAUUAAGUUUUGUCCUACCAAAGAGGAGAUGGAUCUUUUGAAGGGAUACACUGGUGACAAGGAGCUUUUGGGGAAGUGUGAACAGUUUUUUUUGGAGUUGAUGAAGGUGCCAAGAGUGGAGUCAAAAUUAAGAGUAUUUGCAUUCAAGAUUCAGUUUAAUUCUCAGGUUAUGGAAUUUAAGAAGAGUUUAAACACUGUGAACUCUGCCUGUGAAGAGGUCCGGAAUUCUGUUAAACUGAAGGACAUAAUGAAGAAAAUUCUUUAUUUGGGUAAUACAUUGAAUCAAGGAACAGCAAGGGGAUCUGCUGUUGGAUUCAAGUUGGAUAGUCUUUUAAAGCUCACUGACACUCGUGCUUCUAACAGUAAAAUGACACUGAUGCAUUAUCUUUGCAAGGUCCUGGCUGAUAAGUCGCCCGGGCUCCUUGAUUUCCACCUAGACCUUGUAAGCCUGGAAUCUUCCACUAAGAUACAAUUGAAGUCAUUAGCAGAAGAGAUGCAGGCAAUCAUCAAGGGAUUAGAAAAGGUUAAACAAGAAUUUGCUGCAUCUGCAAAUGAUGGACCUGUCUCUGAAGUUUUCCAUAAGACAUUGAAAGAAUUUAUAGCUGUAUCUGAGUCAGAGGUAGCAUCUCUAACAAACCUAUAUUCUGUAGUGGGUAGAAGUGCUGAUGCACUUGCACUAUAUUUUGGUGAGGAUCCUGCUCGUUGCCCAAUGGAGCAAGUUACCACAACCCUGCUAAAUUUUAUACGAUUGUUUCGGAAAGCACAUGAAGAGAAUAUCAAACAAGCAGAGUUAGAGAAGAAGAAAGCUGAGAAAGAGGCUGAAAUGGAGAAGGCCAAGGGCAUUAACUUGACAAAGAAGGGUGCAAAAGAUAGUUGACAGCUGCGUUUUCUGCUCCUUUGCAUCAACAUCACGCUCUUGCCAAAGAGCAGGAAUGUACCCGUGUAAGGGGAAUGCUUCUGAGACCAGUUAAGAAGCCUCCCCUUCCAUGAUGAUGAUGACGAUGACGACGAUGAUGUGGCAAUUAGCCUUUCAAGCUGAUAUAUUGGCGGGGAAUAGCGAAUUCCUGCGUCCUGUGGAGUUUUGAACAUACAACAGGCUUAGGAGAUAGGAGUUGAUUCUUUGAUGGCAUGGUGCUGAAUUGGAUUUAUGCGGCCAACUGAUCUUUUUUAUCAGAAUACUCUGGAAAUUCCCUGAUUUAGAUGCAGAAUGGAUGCUUACUGUGAUUGCAUGCGUCCAGUGUAUGCUAUGAAAAUGACGGAUCCAGUCCCUUUUAUGUUGGUUCAAGAAGAAAUUUUGUAGCAGGGCAUGCCUUCUAUUAUGGCAGUAGAAGUGGCAUUGGCUUGCAUCAUUCAUUUGGCAUAUUUAAUGUAGCACCACAGCAGAUGCUUUUUGGAUUUGUGAAACACCAAAGUCCAACCCCAACCGUAGUACCAUGACACCUUGUAUAAAGCACUAGCCCUCCUCCUUUAGGAUUCAAUUCUUUCUCAUGUAACAUAGAAAUUAGUUUCCUUUUUGAUAGAGAUUUUGGUAGGUACCCUCGAGAAAAUGUUGUAUAGCAGUCAGGUUCGGAGAAAAUAGAAAUCAGGUCAUUGUAUUGUAACCAAUAUUAAUUUCAAUUGUGAAUCACGAGGAUAAUUUUUGAAUUGUGAAUUAUAAAUCAUAUUGAAUCAGAAAAAUUGAGACAAAA